GGAAUAGGCGGAGCUUCCGCUUCCGGUGGGGCCGUCCCUAGCGGCGGAGAUGGCGGCGACUGCGGCAGAGGCUGCGGCCUCGGGCUCUGGAGAACCCCGGGAAGAGGCUGAAGCCCCCGGCCCCGCCUGGGAUGAGUCCCAACUGCGCAGUUAUACCUUCCCGACCCGGCCCAUCCCGCGUCUGAGUCAGAGCGACCCCCGGGCGGAGGAGCUUAUCGAGAAUGAGGAGCCUGUGGUGCUGACCGACACAAAUCUUGUGUAUCCUGCCCUAAAAUGGGACCUUGAAUACCUGCAAGAAAAUAUUGGCAACGGAGACUUCUCUGUGUACAGUGCCAGCACCCACAAGUUCUUGUACUAUGAUGAGAAAAAGAUGGCUAAUUUCCAGAACUUUAAGCCGAGGUCCAAUAGGGAAGAAAUGAAAUUUCAUGAGUUUGUUGAGAAACUGCAGGAUAUACAGGAGCGAGGAGGUGAAGAGAGGUUGUAUCUGCAGCAAACACUCAAUGACACUGUGGGCAGGAAGAUUGUCAUGGACUUCUUGGGUUUUAACUGGAACUGGAUUAAUAAGCAACAGGGAAAGCGUGGCUGGGGGCAGCUGACCUCUAACCUGCUGCUUAUUGGCAUGGAAGGAAAUGUGACACCUGCUCACUAUGAUGAGCAACAGAACUUCUUUGCUCAGAUAAAAGGCUACAAGCGAUGCAUUUUGUUCCCUCCGGAUCAGUUUGAGUGCCUCUACCCAUAUCCUGUUCAUCAUCCAUGUGACAGACAGAGCCAGGUGGACUUUGACAAUCCUGACUACGAGAGGUUCCCCAAUUUCCAGAACGUGGUUGGUUACGAAACAGUGGUUGGCCCUGGUGAUGUUCUUUACAUCCCAAUGUACUGGUGGCAUCACAUAGAGUCAUUACUAAAUGGGGGGAUUACCAUCACUGUGAACUUCUGGUAUAAGGGGGCCCCCACCCCUAAGAGAAUUGAAUAUCCUCUCAAAGCCCAUCAGAAAGUGGCCAUAAUGAGAAACAUUGAGAAGAUGCUUGGAGAGGCCUUGGGGAACCCACAAGAGGUGGGGCCCUUGUUGAACACAAUGAUCAAGGGCCGAUACAACUAGCCUGCCAGGAGUCGAGGCCUCCUGCCAGGUGACUGCUAGCCCGUCCACACCGCUUCAUUGAUGAGGACAGGAGACUCCAAACGCUAGUAUUGCACGCUGCACUUAAUGGACUGGACUCUUGCCAUGGCCCUGGAGGCAGGUGUUCGGGGCAAGGCAGGGUGGUUGGCACUCCACUCCCAUUCGGAGGGACUUCUUACCCUUGCCUCUGUGCCCCAGCACCUUCCCUCUCUGCCCCCUAAAGUCCUGCAUUCAGUGUGUGGAGUCCCCAGCUUCUGGUUGUCAUCAUGUCUGUGUGUUAGUCUGUCAACCUUGGGAUGUGUGUGCGUGUGUAUGCCUGCACACGCGUGUAUGUAUUUGUUCCUUGCUCCCUCCUGGGUCAGGAUGCCACCUCUGGCCCUCAGCUCUGUCUCCUGCAACCUCAGUGCCUCAGCCUGAGAGAGGGGAGAUGUUCUUGGACGCCCACUGCAUCUGGGCUACAGGGCCACAGCUAUCCUAACCAUGAGGUCAGUCUGCCCCCUCCCAGUUUUCACAGAGUGAGGCUCUAGGCUGUUGGGAAUGGCUACUGAGACUCCAGUGGGGAGAGGGAGAGUGGGGAGGGUUGCCUUUGAGAGCCUAAAUAGCUUCCUAGGAGAGCAAAUUAGACAGGGUUCCAACUUGAACCUUCAAGCUCAAGCCAUACACAGAAAAGAGCCUUGGGACACAGGAACCAAGGAUUGUGCAUAACUUCCAAAUUACAGACACAUACAGCUUCUUUCUUUCAGCACCAGCUCUUGUUCUCUGUCCUGGGUGCCAGGGGAGUCAUCCUAGCAAUGGCUUCUCUAGGUUCUAGGGGUGCAAGCCUCUGUGUGGAUGUGUUUGUGGAUGUUUGUGCCUGUGUGCGUGCAUGUGUGUCCACACUGGCCUGCCUCUCUGCUUACCAAGUUUCUACUGCUUAACCUUGUCCAGUGGGACAUACAGCGGGAGCCCCAAGGCAGUGCUGCCUGACCUGGUCUAAAGCUUUUAAACUCAUUUUUAGCCAUUGGAUGUUGGUCAGGCCUCACUGCAACCUGCCUGAGGCUGACUGGCUAGAGCCUCCAGGUCCGAUGACCCUCCCUGCCCAGGCCACGUCCUCUGUGUCUGCGGAGCUUCUUGGCUCAGGAGACAAAAUGGGGUCAAGCCUAGGCAGCUAACUCACCACAUGUCAUCCACCUCAUGGCAAGGGCAAAAAUGUAGCCUUGCCUCUUAAAGCCAGCGCCUCUGCCAGACCCCACUGUAAUGUUCCACAAACACCCUCAGAAGUCAGGGCAACUGGUGGAGCAUGGAGAGGAAUUUCCUUUUCUGUUCAUAGCUUUUCAUUGGAACCCCUCUCAGGGCUGCAGCUUACAGCUGGGCAGCUGUGCACUGCACAACUCGAAGGGCCGUCAUUCACACCUGUAUAAUGGAAGUGGGGCCCCUGGGAUUGGGCAGUGUGGUGGCCCUGCGUCUGCUCACCUCCACUCCCAUCUCCACGCCCCUUCUCUCUGGAAGGAAAAAGGAGUUGGAAGUCUCUGGGUUCAUUAUUUCCUUUUUUUUUUUUUUUUUUUUUUGCCAAAGGUUUACUUCCAGUGUCUGAGCUAUGGCUCUCACCCCCAGAGCUCAGUUCACAGUUACAGUGCACUGAUGGACUGAGAGGAUGCAUAUGUGUGUGUGUGCGUGAGCGCACUUGUGUGUAUUUUGGGGAGGGGUGUUUAUUUUUAGUACCCCAUUCUGGGGUUCUCUGAUGCAGUGUGGGUGUUCAAACAUGGUACCUUCUCAAGUGUAGUUCUUUCAAAUAUAGCCAAUGCUGGAAAAUGUGAUUGCAGUGAUCUCCAUCCCUCCAUCUCUUUUGGGAAAGAGGAACACAGCAAAGAAAACAAGGCAGACAGAAGAUAAAUUGACCACAAAGACACUUUGAAAUAUAGCACAUUAUUUUCCUUCUCAGCAGCUCUGCUGCAUCCCUUGCUCAUUCCUCAAAGGUGUGGGUGAUGUGCAGCAGGGAGGCGUGGUCUCUCAGCUGCUCCUCUCUGGGUGCUGUGCCGACCCAGGUCUGCAUGAGGGGGAGGGACCUUCACAGGUUGGGUCCUGAUCCUUGGGUAAUGUCUCUGGGUUCAUGUCCAAUAGUGAUCCCUGAUUAUUAGACACCUAAUGUGUGCCUAGUGCUUUUAGUGCAAGGUAGGUAUUCUCAUUUUACAGUUCAAGAAUAAGCAGUUAGUGGCAAUCAGGAUUCAAACCUAGUACUGUUUGGCUGCAAACCCCCUGCUGUUCUUUUCCACCAAACUACAUUGAUUCUCCUACUGUACCUCCUUUGGACUACCGGCAGCAGGCAGUGUCUAGUACAGACAGGCUUAGCCCAAAAGGAUACAGAAGAUACAGCUCAGGGUGAAAGCUCUUCUGGGCUCCAGCUAAAGACUUCUUGGGAAAACUGCCAGGAAGCCAUAUUAUGAGUUAAGAGUUCUGGAAGAAGUUACAGGGAAACAGUUCUAGAUCCCACUGGUUACUUGUGUGUCCUUGAAUAGGUCCCAUAACUUUUCCCAGCAUGCUUCUGCAUCUGUAGAAUUGAAGAUCUAGAUCUAGAUAUUCACUAAGAACUUUGAUUCAUGUUCUGCUGCUUCCGUUUCCCCCAAUGAAGAGACUGAGGCUCUUCCCUUCACGUACCUAGGUUAGGGCUGUUCAGGCUCAAAUUCUACUCGUAGCAGAGUAGGACGUUUCUGCCCUGUUGCUUACUCUCUCCUAGCUGGCAGUGUGAGGGCAGACACAUGAGGGGAAGAUGGGUGUUUGGGCCUGUAUGAGGGUCAGCCAUGUUGCAAGAUCCUAUUUUUACACCAGCAGGUACAGAGGAAACUACUCUUUUGUGAAGUCAAAUAUUUGUUGGGGGGUUGAAGUUUGGGGGGUGGAGGAGGGGCUGUUCUGGGCAUCAGUUGAGCAGAUGCCCAGGAUGCCUGGGGGAGACCAGCUUCCCCUACAAAUCAGAGCUCUAAAUUACAAGGUUUUUACCAACGCGAACAGUUGGGGGAAGUCGUCUGCUCUCAUUUGCGUAAUGGUUUCUGUCACUGGUGAUUAGACACAGGAUGAAGGAAAAGAAAUUUGACAAUUAGGAAUGAGCGAUCAUUAAUCUGAAUCUGUUAGGAGACAGGGGAAGGAUCCUUAUCAGUGGGCCAACCCAACAUGAGGAGACCCUCCUUCUGCCCCCGCAGAGACUCUUGGGCCAUAUACACUUUCACUGUUCCCACCAUAAGCUGAGCUGGUAUUUUCUUAGCAAAGUCUAGGUGGGCCCAGUCCCCAGGCUGAGGUGGAUACAGGAACAGACAUCUAGAGGCAUGAGCCAACAAAGGGUGUCAAAUGCAAGUGAUAGGGCAAAGAAUAGCAAAUAGAAUGGUUUUGACAUGUGUAUGCUGUUUGUGGAAAAUGUUUUUGUAAUCAACACUCCAGAUACCCCACCUGUGACAUGUAUUUGUUACAUUCCUGCACUGCAGGGUGUGGAGAAAACCUGCUCUUUUAUCCUCCAGGAGCCUCUGCUUAGUUGGAGAGGAAACCACAUGAAACACCCAGAGGUUAUGAAGCCAUGUGUGGUGCCCCCUAUGAGGACAAGGUUAGAGACUGUUGAGAGAGGAGGAAGAUCAGUAGAUAGCAAACCUCAGCCUCCAGGCUCCUCUCAGGCCCUGGGCUCCCCAGGGAGGACUCUUCAUCCUAGGCUCCCAGCAAGGAUGAUUCUGUCCCUCCCCCCUCACACGUCAUUGCAGCUGUAGUUAUGUGGAAGGCACGGAGACCCCUGCCCAGAUGUGUGAGCAGGUGAUGAGAUGAACUAACAGGCUGAGUGUUAACGUGUGGAGAGUCCCAACUUGGAUCUUCUCACGUCUCCGUGUCCCCUCAUCUCUCAUCUCUCUGUCUCUUCAAACAUCGUGGACAGGAUUUGCACCAGUUGUUAUUUGUUUCUCAGUUUUGUGGCUUAUAUGUUGGUGGGUUCCUUAGAUCAGUGGCUCCCUCAAGGAUUGGAGGCAGGGGUGAUGGUGGUGGUUGGUUGUCUCGUCAGAAUGUGAACUUCCCAUGGAUAGGGCUGUGUCUCUCCCCUUGGUAACUUUCCUACCUCUGGUUUGUCUACCCUUCAAAGUCCAUUGCAGGGUUUAGUAGGGCUGCAGAGAGUGGCCCUCAGGGACCAGUUUUACCCAAACAGGGUGGAUACUGGGAUGCUCCUAAGAAGUGCUCAUGGGCUUCCAGAGGCCCUGGCCUUUCUGCCCAUGUCAUCUUCCCUUUUUCCAGAACCUCCAGUUCUUGCCCCCCAGUCCCUGCCUACUUCUCUGGUAUCCUCUCAAACUGCCUGCUCUAAAGAGAUGUUCCAGCUUCCUUUUCCAGAGUGCCCCCAGUUUCUCUUACUUAUACUCUCCCUGCCUAGGCUCUUCAGCAGCCUCUUCACCAAGGUCCUUUUUCUAAAACAGUUGCUUUCUCAGAAGCUCUCUGGCUGCAGGUGUUUGGAUUGACUUUCUCUAGGAUCCCUUCAUGUUCCUUUUCUGAUCUGCAAUAAUUCGUUUACCCACGGUUAGUCCAUUUGUUCUGUGUCUGCUCUGUUCUCUUGCCAUUCCUUUGUCACUUCUGUACGUCCUGGUUUAGCUUUUCUCAACUCUGGGAGCCCUUUCUGCUAGUCUUCAGCCAGUUCUGUUUAAUCUUCAUAGGACUUAGAAUCUUCAGCGGAGCCCUGCUGAGCACUUUUGGUGCAUUUCUGGGGGACAAAGCCUCAGACACUGGCAACCUUGAGGACCAGGGGUCUGUGGUUUGUGAGGCCUCCGGAGAUGGGUGAGAGGAGGGAACCUAGAGAAUCAUGGGCAGUGGAGAACCAGUGAGGGGAGAUUGAACAGGAGACUCCCCAGGAGUGGAGCUGGGCCUGGCAAGCCUGGAGGGAAGAACUGAAGUUUGUGUUUCCACAUACAUGCAUCUGUGUGCCUUAGGGUCCAGCAGUUCAGGGAUGGUGGGUGUUUUGGGAAUGUCUGCUAAUUUCGCUCAGGUGUCUUUGGUGAUGCUCUGAGUCACCAAAUUUGGCUGACUUCUUUGUUUCAGUGUUUGCUGGAAGGGAAAUAGCAUAUUGAGUAGUCAUGUGUCAGGAGUGGAGGUCUUCGAUGAGAAAGGCCCUGGAAGCUGGGGUAGCAGGAGACAGGGGCCCAGUGGUCAGCUUAUAUACCCAGACUGUCACUUCACUCCUCCAGAUGUUUAGUACAGUAGCUGAUUAAAGACAUUUUUUAAAAAAUUGGGCCUUGCCUUCUUCCCCACCUGAAAUAUAGUCUUCAGGUGAUAUUUUGGGAAGGAGCAUGUGUCCUUUAACUUCCAAUGAGAAACAACCUAACAAUCUAGUAUAGUGUAUAAAAACAUGGAUUUGGGAGUCAGAUGUAUUUGGUUCAGAUUUCUAGCUUUGCUACUUAUCAGCUGGGCUUGACCUUGUUGAUUGACUUGACCUUUCUGAGCCUCAAGUUUCCUCAACUAUAAUGAUAUGUGUAUAGGGGAAGGUGGGUGUUGAAAAUAUCUACCUCAGGGCUGAUGGACUGAUCAAAACAAUGUUUGUAAAGCUUUACCACAGUGCCUGGCAAACACUUAAUAAAUGGCUGUGGUAGUGGUUAUAUUUAUUUUGUGACUUAUUCAGAAACUUGAUUUCAGUGAUUCCUUUCCUCUCAAGAGCAUAAGGAAGAAUAAGGAAAUUAUGCUGGAGAAACUCAUAUUGAGAUGGGGACAGACAGAAGAGCCUUGGUAUCUAAAUCCACCCUAGAGGGAGGGAAACAGGGAAGAGUCUGAUGCCUUCUACUUGGUCAGCCAGACUUUACCGCUCUCAUCGGCCCAGGGCCGGCGUGAGAAGCUGUCAGGUGUGAGGUCUCCUUACGCUGCGUGAGGGGUGAGGGCAGCUGGGUGAGUUCCCGUUACACCUGGAGAAGCUGUUGCCAACCUCAUACCAUGAAACACCACAGCAGUCAAAUCAGGCCCGCUUGUUUCCGUUUUAUUGCAUGCCCUUCCAUGUAUUUAAGUUUCAUAUGUGUUAAGAUUAUUUUAGGACAGAGGGGCAUUCUGAAGAGAAUUCAGAAAAAUAUAAGACUGGAGUCUCAAUAGCUACCAUCUGUGGAGCCCCUGGAGCAUUUGUUUCAGGCCCAGUGCUAGUCUCUACCCAUGUGCUCUCAGUUCAUCGGGGGCGUCAAGCAGGCAGUGUUACAGGUCUGCAGAGGAGAAGCACCUGACAAGCUCCGGUGUUCACAGUAGGCUUCUUGCAAGAAGUCACAUAGUCUAAGGUGAUAUCUGCAAGAUAACCAGGGGUUGGGAAGGAGUAAAAGGCAUGUUUCUUCUCUGGCUUCUCUCUUCCAGUCCCAAAGCAAACACUCUGUUCCUCCAUGUUUAAGGGUUUUAAGAAUCACUCGUAGGAAAGAGCCAGACAGUGGACCCCCAAAAGAAGAAAACCCUUUGGUUAGCUACAGAAACAUUUGAAAAUCAUUUUGAUUGUCAGCCCAGGUUUGUCCUGGAGUGCAGAUGGAUUGGACUUGCUCAGUUGUAACCCUUUUCCUGACUGCUUCCGCAAAAGACUUCAUUCUGGCCUCUGGAAUUUCACCCUGCCACCCUACUUGGAAGAGAUGCUGGAUCCAGUUACUUAGACAUCAGCCCGAGAUGUACUCUGGCUGCCUGGAAUUCUCAGCCUCUUCCACACUGAUAUCCCGCUGAUCUCUUAGGUUCUUCCCCCACUCCCAGCCACUCCCCUCCUCCCCACUAUGAGCCACGCCUCUCUGCAGCGCCCCUCUAGCCACUCAUAUCCUCUUGGGUCUGACCCUGGUCUCCAGCCCCAUGGAUGAAGAAGAUCUCUCUCUAGCUGGUGCCAAGCCAUCUCUGGGCUUCAGGCCAUUCUGUAGUCACUUUGCAGUCACCUCUCCACUUCUGGUUUCUUUCGCUCUGUGCCUUGGAAGCCUUCUGGCCACAGAAAAUGUUGCUGUGUUUUAUUCAGUUUGCUUAAAACUUACUUGGUCAUUGAGGUCAAUCCUGCCCUUCAGGGAAGCUCUGCUUCUUAUCUCUGUAUACAAGCUCUUGAAUGUAUAGUGUAUGGUGCAAUAUAGGGUAGUGGUUGAAAAUGAGGACUUCGCAUAUUUGGCUUUGAAUCCUAGAUCUGUCAUCCUAUGUGACCUUGGGCAAAUGACAAACUACCUGAAAUUCAACUUCAUAUGUAUGAGGAUAACAUUAUCUACCUUGUCAGGGUUACGUGAAAUAAGGUAUAUAAAGAAAGGCUCAGCAGGGUGACUGUUCCAUAGCAGAGGCUCGAUUGUCAUUGGCUUCUAAUGGCCGCAGCCUUGUCUCUUUUGAAGCCUUUACUUCUCUUCCAUGUAGCUUUCUGACAAAGGUCCUGCGUCUACUCCCAGAGCAAGUCUAGUUGUCAGGUCGUGAGCAGAGCAGAGAUAGCAUAAAUUUCUUGCUCCUGCUACCAUUCCCUACCCCUUCUCAGUGACCUUCAACUCACAAGGACUCUAAUCUACUAUGCUGCCAUCGCUGAGGAAUGAUCUAAAAUUUAUUUUUUAUAAUAUUAAAAAUACCUGAAACACUGUCAGUGAAAAUAGAAGACCUCAGACCUGCUGUCACCAAGGGAAUAAGAAGCACUGGAAGUGUGAGUUGGUGGCACAACAGGUGUGAAGGAGGCACAGCAGGCAGGGACACAGGAGACAAGGAGAUGGGCACAGAGGCCACCACGCUAGUCUAGAGGCAGCAGGGCCACAGGCUUGUGAAGUUUCCCUCCAAGUUUUUGAAUAGUGAGCUUUUGACUGUGAGCAAAACCCCACCCAUUUUACAGUCAGUAUAGUCAUUGUUCUUACAAGGGUUUACGUGAUGAUUUGACAAGAAUGGAGAAUCGGAUGUGACUCCUGGGUUUGAAUCCCUAUUGGCUGCUUCCUAACUAUAACCUGUUAACCUAGGUUAAGUCUGUGCCUCCGCCACUUCAGCUAUGAGGGGUGGAAAAUAGCGCAUGGCUUGCAAUAUUGUUAUGAGCGUUUGUGAUGAUGUUUUUAAAACACUCAAUUCAGUAUGGGCACUCAGGAAACGGUUUAUUAUGAAGACCCAGUGUCUAGUUAGUGCUUGGAGAGCUGGGCUUUUUUGAUCCUACUCUGACUCUCAAGAUAAUGACACUUGAAGUGGAAUCACAGAAGAGAUGACUUGGGGUGGGGAAGCAAAAUGGAAGAGAUCACCAGGUUGUGGAAGAGACUGAAAGUCUGAAAGGCAGAUAUGGGGAAAAAGGUGGUCUUGCUAGGAUGGGGUCUUAAGGAGCAGAAACAGAGACCUAGGCUCUGGGUUACCAUCUGAUCCCCAGAAUGAAGGAAAUAGGGCAGGAGGGUGUCUGGGGGGGACAUGGUGUGUCUAAGUGGAAAGGACACAAGGUUCAGGGGCCAUGAACCCCUAUGUGAAUCUUAGAUGUCCGUUUUUCAGGCUGGGUGACUUUGGGCACAUUUGUCUCCAUGCUUCAGUCCCCUCAUCUUUAAAAGUGGUCAGUACUAUCACCGCCUCCCUUACAGGGCUGAUGGGACAACAUACGUGAAAAUGCUGUCUAAAUUGAGCGCUAUAUAAUACUUGUUGGGUGGUGGUUUAGGAGAGCUUUCCCAGAGUGGGUGGGUCAUAGAAUUGCAGGAAUUCACAGAUAAGAGCCUCCCACAUUUCCAGCAGGAAACAGUAAAGCAGCAUUUCCCACCAAAACACUGUCUUUCACUGUGCCAAUAUUUGGUCAGGAUUUUGUUUUGGUUUAAGAAGGAAAAGCAGUGUGCUGAGAAAGGGCAUAAGUUUUGGAGUCCCAUGGAUUAGGUUUGAAUCUUGUUUUCACCAUUCCCAAUGCUGAGAUGGUCAGAUUACUUACAGUCUCUGAACUUUGCUUUCUUAACAGGCCCCUUCGAGUGGCUAUUGGGAAUGAAUGAGACAGCUCAAGUGAAACAUCUCAGUGCCUAGUGCCUCCCUAGUAAGUGCCCAAUAAAUAUUAGUUCCCUUUCUUUCAUUUCUUUUCCCUUUAGGAAGCAGCUAGUUUACCCAGCUUAAAAGGGACUCAGUUGUCCACGCCUUGGUGUGAACAAGUAAUAUUGGAAUUCCCUUCUUGUCUAGGGUGAGAUCGGUUGUCCUAAGGAGUGUGAGUGUGAGUGAGGAAGAAUCAUGGGAGAAGGUGGCAGGACUCUACUAUGUUGGAGCUGGAGUAGGGGUCCUUUGGUCAUCUAGUUGGUGUGGGGGUGAGUGAAGAACGCGUGAUGUCGAGAGGUGAGUUUGAAGAAAGAAGGUGGGUGCCGAGUGCUAGAGGGAAAAGCCAGUCGAGGGGUUGUGUGGAGUGGAGGACAGGACAGUGAGCUAUGGAUGAGAUCAGAGUCCUGCCAGGGGAACCUUAGGAAUUGUGACUACAAAUCAAAGUUGUGAGAGAAGUCCUGCAUUCAGCCAGCUGUCAUCUUAAUACCUCAGAGUUGUGGUCCUCCCAGAAAGGAAGAAUAUAAAAAGAAAGCAGAAAUCUUCAAGAUGGAAAGACUUUUUAAGUGUUUUCAGAGUCAAGGAAAUGCACAACCUAAUCAAGGUAUCUGACAGCCUAGGUGGGGUUCAAGAUGCCUGAGAAAAUGCAGUUGGGUAUUGAAGCGCAUCAAACUCAGGGAUGUGAGCUGGGUGACCACCUUCUUAGGUAAUGGAGACCCCAUGAUAGAGAUUUCAGAGACAACAAAUAGGAAUUUAUGAGUCCCUUCUUAGAAUCCAGUCAGUAGCCCAAUCAGUGUUUCUGGUUGUUUUACCAUCUCAACCAUCUGAGAAGGCAACCUCCAAAAUGUAUGUGCAGCAUCAAUUGUUUCCUUGAUAGGUAAGCAUCUUUUAACUCUGGAGAACUUAUAAUGAAGGAUAGGCAUGUUUAAGAACAUGGAACCUGCAGCACUACUAUAUUUGCUCGAAGGAAUCUAUGCAGUUUGUUUUUAAAUCCUUAACAUAUGGAGGAGAAUUUGCCUUUUAGUUUGAUAGGUUUACCUUGUAAUACCAACUAAAGAGUGUUGAAUAAUUUAUUUAGACUUGAAUUUUAAGUCGAAAUCUCGCCAAGUCUCUAUAUUGUUUUGGAACAUUUAAAAUGAUUUGAGAUUUGCUGUAUUUAUGAACAUAAUCUAUUGGCGAUAUAAUAAUUAAGUACUUGGGAAAGUUUGUUUUAGUCAGAUAAAUGAAGUACUUAAGAAAUAAAAUAUAUUAACCUCA
This is a messenger RNA of Balaenoptera musculus (blue whale), 11287 nucleotides long. It is a transcript of the gene HIF1AN, whose product is annotated as hypoxia inducible factor 1 subunit alpha inhibitor. The transcript is spliced from 8 exons. Gene Ontology annotation, cellular component: nucleus; cytoplasm. The record is from RefSeq and is a predicted model, not a curated record. Bases 50 to 1099 code for a protein of 349 amino acids. Lineage: Eukaryota; Metazoa; Chordata; Mammalia; Artiodactyla; Balaenopteridae. Gene Ontology annotation, biological process: negative regulation of Notch signaling pathway; peptidyl-aspartic acid hydroxylation. Gene Ontology annotation, molecular function: peptidyl-histidine dioxygenase activity; [protein]-asparagine 3-dioxygenase activity; ankyrin repeat binding.